CCAUGGCGACUGCGACUUCCAUAAUCAUCCGGUCUUUCCACAACGUUUGGCGCAAGACCUUCCUGAACAAUCAGAACAACAUGUUGACGCCCAAUACUUCACUUGCAUCUCCAUCCCGCCGCAAACAUUCAUAUCGCAAGUUCUUCGUGCGAGCUUCAGCAUUACUUCCUCGCAGAGAUCGCUGCCAUGGGAUCCGCCAAUGGCCAGCCGCCCAGACAAGUUUCCACAUACGCCUAUGAAGUCGUUCGUUUCGACAGGACCUCUCACUCUCUCAACUCCUGCAUUACUAUACAUCAUAUCGGCAGUUAUGAUACCUUCGCCCGCGCUCAGGCCAAAGCCCACGAAUAUCUACAGCUCGCACUGAGCGACUACUAUCGUAACGGACAACCCGUUGGCUACUUCAACGAGAUCAAUCUUGAGCGUUCGGGGUCGAUUGUGGUGUAUCAAGAGCGUCCGUCGAAUGGGUAUAUGGAAACUCGUGAACUAGUAGUUAGCGAGUUUCGCAUGCUGCUAGUCAACACAUUGGAUAAAGCCUGGCAGGCAGAAUCGCGUCUUUUUGGAGAGAAGUUCACGUUGGUAAACCCACGCGUUUCCUACAUCAGCAAUGGACAAAGCUCGACCGCACUUCCGCCAGCUUCGCGCAAGCCGGACCAGAACAAAGAACCGGUAACCCCCAGCGAUGUAGCUAGGCAAGAAGAGCACGUUACCUUACCCGAGCCCACUCCACCGCCCUCGCAGUUUCCUCCGAUGGGUCCCCAGUACGAUCAAGAAAAGCAGCCAGACUGGACGCAGACUCGCAUACCUUUGUUCGACCGUCGAGAUGACGGACCCUUCCGCAGGCCAUGCGACAGACCAUACGCGCAUACCAUGGUCCUCUUGUCACCUCCACCCACUUUACCCGCAAAAUCUGGCCCACAAAACUCCGGGGCUAUCUGGUCGAAGGCAGCAAUAGCUGUUGUCUAGGGGAACAGUGAAACAAAUGUUGAGUAAGG
Alternaria rosae is the source of this 992-nucleotide messenger RNA. RefSeq lists its product as uncharacterized. The transcript has a single exon. Bases 187 to 963 code for a protein of 258 amino acids. Lineage: Eukaryota; Fungi; Ascomycota; Dothideomycetes; Pleosporales; Pleosporaceae. The record is from RefSeq and is a predicted model, not a curated record.